Acanthoscelides obtectus is the source of this 1341-nucleotide messenger RNA. The record is from the annotation of a GenBank genome assembly. NCBI's taxonomy places the organism in Eukaryota, Metazoa, Arthropoda, Insecta, Coleoptera, Chrysomelidae.
AUGCUCAACGUUAUAAUGCAUAGUUGCAACGAUUAUUUCUUCAACAAGGGUCUUGACAUAUCUCCCUCAAAAUCUGCCGUCGUAUUUUUUUCCCGUCACCGUUUACCUGUAUGUACCAUCUUGCCAUUGGCCAACGUUGCGAUCCCGGUUCACAGUAGUUACACCUAUUUGGGUAUCACGCUGGACACCAAACUGACUUGGGAUUACCAAAUAAACAAUUGUCUUGUCAAAUGCGAAAAAAGCCUGAACAUCCUCAAAGCGGUUAACAGGUACAAAUGGGGAGCUGAUCCCAAAAUAAAUAUCUUAUUCUAUAGAUGCUAUACAAGAUCGAUAUUAGACUAUGGAUGUUUCUUAUAUGGUUCAGCUACGAAGACCCGCCUUGCCAAGCUCGAUAGGCUACAGUAUAAAGGUCUAAGGUUAGCCUUGGGGGCUCUGAAAUCUACUCCAACAGCUACCCUGUUAGCAGAGUGUCAGGAACCUCCAUUACACUUGAGAAGGUUAUUCUUAGCAGAAAAGUUCAUUAUAAAAUGCAGCUUCAAUGACCAAACUGCACUCACAAGAAAAGUAGCUCAACUAACCACCCUCAACUUGACGCUUCCAUGGUGGCAAAAUAAAAACUCUCCUACACUUGCUGAAGCAUACCCCAACAUCUCUCUGUACAGUAUAGAAGGAGAUAAUAUACCAUUUUUCAAGUCUCAAUACAAUAUUUCAUUCUCAAAUUUAGAGACAUACAUCACCGUUGCUGAAAAUCCUCCCAUCAUGAAGCACUUACUCCACGAUCUACUACAAAAAUUCGUGACUCCUUGUAGAAUCUACACAGACGGAUCCAAAUCUGAGCAAGGCGUAGGGUGUGCUGUAUUUAUAGAAGACGACAAAGUGUCUCUAAAGUAUAAACUGGAUCCCAUCUGCUCUAUUUUCACCGCUGAGCUAGCAGCCAUAGAUCUGGCUCUUGAGUGGGUAGUCUGCAAUCGUCCGUCAUACCAAAAAUUCAUUAUAAUGUCAGACUCACAAUCAGCUAUACGCGCAUUACAAAAUGCGCCUUUUCACAUAUACCACAACAAAACCAUCGUCUCAAUACUGGAGAAGGAGUCUCAAUUAAGACAACUAAGGAAAUCAGUGGCAUUUAUAUGGAUAAAAGGUCAUGCAAGAAUUGAGGGGAAUGAAAUGGCAGAUCGACUGGCUAAGGUAGCCGCCUCGUCCGGAGAAGGAAAACAAUACGUAACUAAAACUGACAUAGCCUCGUCGAGGAAGCUUAAUAUGAAAAAGAGCUGGCAAGCGGAAUGGACUAAUUUCUGUACCAACAAUCAUAACCAAUACUGCAAAAUUUAUCCAAACCUCUGA